AUGCCAGAUGCCUCGAUUCCACUGUCCACGGAAGAGAUUUUCACUGUGGAACAAGCAUAUAAGUCGUUUAUCACUUGGCCUAAAUUUUUGGUUAAACCAGUUUCUGACCCCUCGACGCAGGAACAACAGAAGAUUCCUCUAUCUGAGGAUGACCCUCUUUCUUCAUUGCAUCUACUUGCUGACAUCCUUGAUGAUAAGCCUUUGGAGGUUCAGUAUGAUGCUAAUGUAUUUGGGCAUGGCUCUGAGGUCCCAAUAUACCUUAAUAGCCAAGAUGUCCGUGAGCUUGCGUCGGGAACACAAGAGUUGAAUAUUUCAAUUAUUCAACUAUGGACGAUGUAUAUGUCUGGGGUCACUAAUAAGUUGGGGCGUUCUGAUGAUUAUGGAUUCAUUGAUCCCCAAGACAUUCAUGAAUCAAAUGAUUUUGAUCAUAUCAACAUGAGAAUGAUAAGCAAUUUUCGAAGAGGCAAGAAAAUAUACUUUUUGCCUUAUAUAUCCGGGCGCCAUUGGCAACUUCUUGUUAUGUCUGUGCAAGACAACUAUGCUUUGUGGUUCUGCUCAUUGCACAGGCCUCCUCCCACACAACUCAGACAAGCAAUUGAUUGUUCUAUUCCAGCAAGUAUGAUGAUGGACGGGAGAUCAAUUGUUAAGAGUAGAAAGAUUGCUUGGAUUUCUCUCAAGUGUAACAGACAAAAUGGGUCAUAUGAGUGUGGAUACUAUGUAAUGUAUUGGAUGACCCAUAUUGUUCGUUCUCACAUCACAAGAAGCUGGGAAACGAGAUUCAAGACUACUACACCAGUUCCUGAGAAGUCACUACUAUUCAUUAGGAACGCUGCUGCGAAGUAUAUAGUUAGAUUAUACAAUAGCUCUUAGAUUUAGAUUUAAACAAUGCAUUUGAUUAGAUAGAAUUUUCUUAGACUCUCUACUUUAUUUGA
Molecule: messenger RNA, 932 nt
Organism: Vigna angularis (adzuki bean)
Lineage: Eukaryota; Viridiplantae; Streptophyta; Magnoliopsida; Fabales; Fabaceae
Exons: 7
Coding region: 1-870 (289 amino acids)
Molecular function (GO): deNEDDylase activity
Source: RefSeq, a predicted model, not a curated record